Tachysurus fulvidraco (yellow catfish) is the source of this 4895-nucleotide messenger RNA. It is a transcript of the gene ssbp3a, whose product is annotated as single stranded DNA binding protein 3a. The transcript has 18 exons. The coding region runs from base 99 to 1259 and encodes 386 amino acids. Gene Ontology annotation, cellular component: nucleus. Gene Ontology annotation, biological process: positive regulation of transcription by RNA polymerase II. Gene Ontology annotation, molecular function: protein binding; single-stranded DNA binding. The record is from RefSeq and is a predicted model, not a curated record. NCBI's taxonomy places the organism in Eukaryota, Metazoa, Chordata, Actinopteri, Siluriformes, Bagridae.
UCAAGCCCACUGUCAGUCACGUGGUGUCUGGUAAAGUCCCUCCCACCGCUCGCGCUCUGACUCGUAGCCGUUGCCUAGGAGCGCCUGAGAGCGCAGUCAUGUUCCCCAAAGGGAAAAGCGCGGCGGUGCCGUCGGACGGACAAGCUCGGGAAAAGUUGGCGUUGUAUGUGUACGAGUACCUGUUACACGUCGGGGCUCAGAAAUCAGCACAGACCUUCUUAUCUGAGAUCAGAUGGGAGAAGAACAUAACGCUGGGAGAACCACCAGGCUUUCUCCACUCGUGGUGGUGCGUAUUUUGGGAUCUCUAUUGUGCUGCGCCAGAAAGAAGGGACAACUGCGAACACUCCAGUGAAGCCAAGGCUUUCCAUGACUAUAGUGCAGCGGCGGCUCCGAGCCCCGUUCUGGGAAACCUGCCACCCGGAGAUGGCAUGCCAGGUGGGCCGAUGCCCCCCGGAUUCUUCCAGGGUCCAACUGGCUCUCAGGCUUCACCUCAUUCACAGCCUCCACCUAACACUAACAUGAUGGGAGCUCAUGGACAGCCGUUUAUGUCCCCACGUUACACAGGAGGACCUCGGCCGCCCAUCAGGAUGACUAACCAGCCUCCUGGAGGUCAACCUUUACCUCCGAAUGUAAUAGACCCCACACGGCCUCCAGGACAUCCGAAUCUGGGCCCCAUGCAGAGGAUGAACAUGCCUCGAGGGAUGGCACCCAUGGGACCCGGACCACAGUCAGAUCCGUGGUUAUCGUUGCAGAACUACGGAGGUGGGAUGAGACCUCCAAACUCGAUGGGCUCCAACAUGCCAGGAGUCAACAUGGGACCAGGAACCGGUCGACCGUGGCCUAAUCCCAAUAACGCCAACACGAUUCCGUAUUCGUCUUCCUCUCCGGGCUCGUACGUGGGUCCACCAGGAGGCUCAGGAGGAGGCUGCCCACCAGGAACUCCCAUCAUGCCAAGUCCAGCAGAUUCGACUAAUUCUGGUGACAAUCUGUACACAAUGAUAAACUCCGUGCCACCAGGAGGGAACAGGUCCAGCUUCCCGUUAGGUCCAGACGGCCCCAUGGGAGGGAUGGAGCCUCACCACAUGAACGGCUCGUUAGGCUCCAGUGAUCUAGACGGGCUUCCCAAGAAUUCUCCCAAUAACCUGAGCAGCCUGAGUAACCCGCCCGGCACGCCGCGGGACGACGGAGACUUAGGAGGCAACUUCCUGCACACUUUCCAAAACGAGAACUAUUCCCCGACGAUGACCAUGAGCGUGUGAUCGGCGUCACGGCUCGCUGGCGGCUCGACGACACACCAAGAAAAUCCGCACACAGCCAGAGAGUGACUUCAGUCUCGCAGCAGCGAGACAUCCAUCAGAUUAACAGCCCUGACGUGUAGCGCCACGCGUCCGACACGGACGUCACCACUCGCUCGUCUCAGCUGAGCGCUUCUCUUUUCUACAGUCAUGUUUUCACCUUCGUUUUUUAAAUUAUUAUUACUAUUAUUAUUAUUAUUAUUACUACUAUUAUUAUCUUCAUCAUCUUUUAUCGGAAAGUCAGAAGACGUGUUGCUCACGAUGUCGGCUGGAUCUUUAACUGAAAGAGUUUAAGGAAACAAACUGAAACGAAAUGAAAGAACCGGACAGAAUUUUUUUUCCGUAACAUUCCUGCAGAGUUUCAGCCGCGUCUUCGUCCACGACGUCGACGCCGACGACUUCGGCGACGCUUUAACUCCACGUUGAUGUCAAAUAAAGCCGAUUUUUCCACACGGGACAGACAGAGGACCGUCGGGAAACGUUUUUCUUCCUUUAUUUAAGGGUUUAUUUUGCCAACUUUAUACACACACACACACACACGAAUACACACACAAACACACACGCGCACACACACAUGCACACUUAAACACACACACAGAGUAGUCAGACUUUUGUGUUUUAGAGUUUUACAAUUAUUGACUUUUAUAGUCUUGUGAUUCGGCUCGAUUUAUUUUGCUCACCGUCUUUAAUUAAGAAUCGAUUUUUUAAAUUUUUUUUUUUUUUUUUUUACUUUUCCUGCCGCUUGCUAACGAGUUAUCUAACGAGCGUCUGUAGUCUAGAAUCGCUCGUCUUUAAUCGGGUCUCGUCUCAGAUUCACCGGAUUAUUUCCCGUGUGUUCAGGAGCCAGUCGAACACGACUGCUGGUGGUUCAGUCACUGUUACAUCACAGAAACCCAACACUUCCUGUCCGGGGUUUUGUUUUUGUAGCUGAUUAGGUCACAAUCUUGCAAUCAGACCGUUAAUAUCCUCCCACUUUAACUCUUUCAUGCCGCUCUGUUACACAACAGGAGUAAAACUAUAAUAUUUACUAUAAGGAUUUGUAUUUUUCACUUCAGGAUCAUUAGUGAUUAGUUAAUGGUGGUUAACUUCAAAGCUCCUUAAUACAAAUAUGGACUAAAAACUAGGGAUGUACCGAUACCAGAGUUUGCCAAUAUCGGCCGAUACCGAUCCGAUAUCUGUGUUCUUUUCUACCUUUAACACUAAAGAAUGUAAACAACACGUUUAGUUAUUAAGAUUUAUUUGUUUCUGGCAAAGAAAUACAAAAAUGCCCAUUUUACUGGAUGAAAAAUGAAAACACAAUAAACCUAAAAAAGUAUUAAUGCAGCAGCAAACAGAACUUUAAACAGUUAGUGGUAUAACAAUCUAAACCAUAUGUACUGCAAUUAUUUUCUGAAGAAAAGGCAAUACUUUAAAGUGAAUCUUAUAUUAAAACUCUUGAAACACGAUGUAAAGUGUAUUAAACAGUAAACCUCACACCCGAAUGAGCCACAUGUUUAACGCGCUGAGGUCAACGGAAAGGACGCCUGCUAAACCUGUCUGUCUGUCGCAGGCGGUUGUGCGACAUAUUACCUAUAACAUUUAUUAUAUUUAUUUACAUUAAUGUAAUUUAAUAUACAAGUGUAUUUUUCUUAUAAGUUCAAGCAGUAGUUAGUUAAUUGACAUUAUUCAACCACCACGGACACGGGCGUCGGUAGUAAAUAAAAAGUGGGCGUGUCCUGCCCCACCCACACAUAUAAUGGUUCCGACGCCCAUGGAUUUCAGGCAGCAGCAGCGUGGUCAGUGCUGUAGGUAAAACACGGCAUGGAGUUUCAUUUAUUAGGACAUUCCUCAAGCGGAAUGGAUUCGACUGGCGGCGCUCUGAAAAGUGCGAUACUCAUGACCACGGGUAUCGGGUUUGGAUCGGUCGCGCACCACCGAUACCCGAUCCACUCAAAAUGCUUGGAUCGGCGCCGAUACCGAACCAAAAUAUCUGAUCGGUACAUCCCUACUAAAAACAAUGAAAGUUAAAUGACAAAUUACUAAAUUCGUUCAGUAAAAAUGUCAAUUCUGACCUACUGUUAAAAGUUAAACAGCUGGCUAUAAAAACUCAAAUUUCUGUAAUUAAUCUAAUCGACAUUUCCACAGAAUAAAUUUAUUAUUAUUAUUAUUAUUAUUAUGAAAACAUCAGCCAAUUAUUUCUAGCCAGAUUAUUUACCCGUUUGAAGCUCAUCUCGCUCUACUGACAGAUCUUUAAGUAUAAAGUCUCUCUAAAAAAAAGAUGCAAAAUUACAAAUCAAACGAAAAGAAAAUGACAUGCAAUUUUUUGUCCCCCUCGUCAUCGGUAGAGAGAAUAAUUUGUCGUGCUCACGUGUUAACGACGUGUUACAUUAUAAAUCUGCACGCGUGUGACGAGCGUCUGUUUGUCUCAGAACGACACGGUUCCUCUUUACUCCGUGUAAAGUUACGUUUAUACGUCACCGUGCAAAAGUUCCAGGCAGGUGUGAAAAAAUGCUGUAAACAAAGAAGGCUUUCAAAAAUGGAAGUGUUUAAUAUUUAUUUUCAUAUAGGAACAAAAGAGAAAUCUAAAUCUAAUUAAUAUUCGGUGUGACCAGCGUUUGCCUUCAAAACAGCAGCAAUACUUCUAGCUACACUUGCACAGAGUUUGUGAAGGAACUCGGCCGGUAGGUCGUUCCACACAUCUCGGAGAACUAACCACAGAUCUCCUGUGGAUGUCGGCUUUCUCACAUCCUUCUGUCUCUUCAUGUGAUCCCAGACACACUGGAUGAUGUUGAGAUCAGGGCUCUGUGGGGGUCGUGCCAUCGCUUCAUGCUGGUUUGAAGGCAGAAGGCAGUAACACCGAAUAUUGACUUGAUUUAGAUUUUUCUCUCGUUCACUUUGCAUUUUGUAAGUUGACAGAAAUAAACAUUCAUUAAUUAUAUUUCUGAAAGCGUUCUUUGUUUACACCAUUUUUUCACACCUGACUAAAACCUUUGCACAGUUCUGUACGUCGCUCCGUCAUCGGCUUCUCCGUUUCCUGUGUAAAAAGACAGAUGAGAAAUCACGGCUUCACCUCGGACGUCGUAGACGACUCUUACCGCUUCCACAAAACCUUCUUAAACUCGUUACUAUGGAAGCCACACCUCCUCCUCUUCUGACCAAUCAGAAUGCAGAAUUCAGGCAGGAAACGGGUUUAAAUUUGGGUUUUAUUAACGACUCUCUUCUCAGGAGACCGAAUGGUUUUUGGGUUUUUUCCUUGACCGAACCGAUCUCACGGCUUUUCCCUACGGCGCGUUUAAAUCUGAUCUGUUUUGAUAACUUUAUAAAAAGAAAAAAGAAAUCAGUUUGUUUUACAUCUCAGAUAUCUGCUCUGGACACACACACACACACACACACACACACACACACACACACACACACAGACAUACACACAGACACACACUCACAGACACACACACACGUUGCUGUAUAAUAUUUUUCUGCUCUGUUUAUUGUUUACGUUGUUCCUCAGAAGCACAGCUACACUGAAACGAUGACUGAUUAAAUUAUUUUAUUGCCCAUGAAACUGAUCACGAAUGCAAACCUUCUUUCUGCCUCUUCUCAAAAUAAAGGUGUAUAAACAGA